CGAUUGGCUGGCGGAAGCGGAAGCGACGAAGGCGGCGCAAGAUGGCGUACCAGACGUUCCGGCAGGAGUACCUGCAAGUGCCGCCCGUGACGCGGGCCUACACCACGGCCUGUGUCCUCACCACCGCCGCCGUGCAAUUAGAGCUCAUCACACCAUUUCAACUGUAUUUCAACCCGGAAUUAAUAUUUAAACACUUCCAAAUAUGGAGGUUAAUUACAAACUACUUAUUUUUUGGACCGGUUGGCUUUAAUUUUUUAUUUAACAUGAUUUUUUUAUACCGUUAUUGCCGAAUGCUGGAGGAAGGCUCUUUCCGAGGUCGGACGGCAGAUUUUGUAUUUAUGUUCCUUUUUGGUGGACUUUUAAUGACUCUUUUUGGUUUGUUUGUGAACUUGGUGUUCUUGGGUCAGGCAUUCACAAUCAUGCUUGUGUAUGUGUGGAGCCGCAGGAAUCCCUAUGUUCGUAUGAACUUUUUUGGUCUUCUCAUCUUCCAGGCCCCAUUUCUGCCUUGGGUACUCAUGGGCUUUUCACUGCUCUUGGGAAACUCCAUUAUUGUGGAUUUAUUGGGGAUUGCAGUUGGGCACAUAUAUUUUUUCUUAGAAGAUGUCUUUCCCAAUCAGCCAGGGGGAGGAAGACUUCUCAGAACACCCUCUGUUUUGAAAGCAAUAUUUGACAUGCCGGAAGAUGAUCCCAAUUACAACCCACUGCCAGAAGAGCGACCAGGGGGGUUUGCAUGGGGGGAAGGUCAGCGCCUUGGAGGCUAAUAAAUGGCCAUGCCGACACCCAGACACAAGCUGGGAGGAACUAAACUGAAGUACCACAUUGGAGAGCCUCUCACUACCUUGUUGCAGAAAGGACAUUUGACAGCUUUAUGGUUCCGAGUACAAGCACUUUAUGAAAUGGCUGUUUAAUUCAAGACAUUACCAGAAGACUACCUGUGUUCCUCCCCAUCAGGGGUUUUGCCAUGCUGGCAGUGAAAGUAUAAUCUAGUGGAGCCAAAAACAAUUACAACUGGAAACCCUUUCCUAUCAGCUACAGUUAACAAGACCAUCAAUAACUUGUUUAAACAUUUCUAAAAGCAUUUUUCAAGCUAUUUGAUACAGGAGACUGUAUGGGAAACUUUCAAGGGGACAAAAUAAAAACAUUUUGAUUUUAAGCUCUUCUUGUUGGAUAGAAGCAGGUGUGAGUCAUUAAAAGCAUGGUUCCCUCUCUUUGUUAUCAGACUUUGAUCUGAAACAAAAUUUGCUAAAAUUCAGAGCCUGAAUUGGGAUUUUAAUUCUGGAAGAUGCUGGUUAUUUGCCUGGUUGAUUUUUAUGGAACUGUGUAGUUGCAGUAUACAAGGGAGAGGAUUGUUUGUGCUGUUUGCUAGAUUUAAUCCUUGAUCUCUGAGAAGCUGCUCAUAAGAGGGAUAAGUAAUAUACGCAUCUGUCCAGGAAGAAUUGGAGCGAUACCAAGUCACUCCACAGCCACAGAAUGGCUGUCACAGGAUUUGCUUUGUGACUACAUAAAUGGAUCAGAGUCAAAUUGGUGACCCAACUGAGAGACUGCACAUUUUGCUUCUGACUGCUUGAAGCUGUCCACCCACCCUAAAGAACUGUGGAAGGUGCGAUGGGUGUGGGUGUUUACUGUCUGGUGGAGAUUCAGGACAAAAGGUUGAGAUCUUCAAAUCUCCAAAUCUGUUAGAUCCCCUGACAACUUCUUUCUUUCAGUAGCUGUCAGGGAAGGUUCUUUUCUUUUCAGCAUAACAGCUGGUACAGAUGGCAGCAUGUCACUAAGUUCAGAUCUUUCUGAAUCUAGAUAAUGGCUUGGCCUGUAUAACAGGGAGCCAGAGGCUCCCUCUAACUUUAAGGCAGAGGCAGCAGCAGGGAUAUCCCAAGUGCAGGGGAGGCUGCAUGUUAUGUAUGGAAAGGCUGCAGGGGAAUAGGCAGCCAGAGACUCAUAGGCUGCCCAAAAUAGUAUGAUAAGCAGAGCCCUGCUCAUCAGUAAGAGUACAGCUAAGGCAGCAAGUGUAGCAGUUGUAAGGUGCCCUGAAGGCUAACUGUCAAGUCCAAAGUGAAAGCCCUUGGGAGUGGCUGAAGAGCCACCUGAUCAGAAGGAGCAAGAACAUAAGAUCAGGGCCUGAGAACAGGCAGUCAGCCUGGCCCUGCAGGGAGCAGAGAUCCUGAGCAGGCUGGCUGCUGCAGAGGGACUAACUGGCACUGAAGAUGCCCUAGGAAUGUCGAGUAAAGGGCUUGUAGCUUGCAGGGAAGUAUGACCUAGUGUGUGAUGGCUUUAGUUACAGCCAGUGUGCUUGUCUUUUUAAGUUCUAUACUUGUAGACCAGGUGUGGCUCUAAGGGGUAAAUGAGGAGCCCACAGCGGGAUGGCUGAGGGGCACAACCAGGUUUAGAGUCCUGCCAGAGCAGCACCUAAACUAGGGAUGUCCUGGGGCUGGGGCCUAGCACCUGAGGGGCGAGAUGGCUGGAAGCCAAGGUCUGGUGCAGUGGACCUAGGCCGAGAGGGGUCCAUCCAGAGGAAAGGGGCCAUAGCCAGGAAGGCUGAAGCCCCAACAGUGAUGUAGAGGCCUAACAGUGUAUUGGGGGGGGGGGGGGCAAGGUGUCCCAUGCAAAUGAUAACUGGUAAUAUCCUUGAGGCAUGGACAUGGCUGUAGGGGCAAGAGGCCAUGAACAGCCCUUAUGGCAAUAGGUGCCCUGAGAGCAUGGAUAGCCCAGGAGGGCCCACUCAGUGCUUGAUGGGCAGCACUGGCACAAAAGGGGUUAGAAAGGGAUCUGCUGGCUGAAAGAUGGACCAAGACUUGCUUUGGGACUUGAGGGCAGCUUCCCUUUUUAUAAAUCAACUAACUACCUCAGGGCUUGGCAGGUAAGAGAAAAGGGAGGGUAGCCAGGGAGCCAGAGUGGGGCAGAAGUCAAGUGGCUGUCAGGGGGUGUCAUGGCUGCCCCUGGAGACAUGAUCCUGUUACAGCCUGGAGUUUGUAUCUUAAUUUAUGUCCUUCAAAGGAUCUUGCUGGGCGUAUAACUGUAGAGGGAAAUGUUUUCCUUCCCAAGUAGCUUUUAAUCUAUUGAAGGACCAAGGAGCCUUCGGGUAUUAGCUGUCAAACAUUUUGAUUGCAACAGGGCUGUCUUUUUCAGCUCAACAUUUGCACAGACAGAAGCCCUUGGUAGGCUGCAGGUAGAAUAUCAAUGAGCAAGAAAAGAUCUUGCUGCUGCAAAAUAAACUAAUCCUGAGGAUUAAGGCCCAGCCUGGUCUCCUGAAGCAACUUGCCACUUUUAGCAAGCACUGCACUAGAAACGUGGCUUUUUCCAGUUUGCCCAUUAUAAUUGCCCCUGCUCAGUUUGGAAGCAGUCUUUGAAAACAAAAUAGCAAUAACUUGCUUUUAGUGUAUGAUUUUUUUUGUUUGUUUGUUUCCAUGUUUAUUCUCC
Gavialis gangeticus (Gharial) is the source of this 3414-nucleotide messenger RNA. It is a transcript of the gene DERL2, whose product is annotated as derlin 2. The coding region runs from base 42 to 761 and encodes 239 amino acids. Gene Ontology annotation, cellular component: Hrd1p ubiquitin ligase ERAD-L complex; endoplasmic reticulum membrane. Lineage: Eukaryota; Metazoa; Chordata; Crocodylia; Gavialidae. The transcript is spliced from 7 exons. Gene Ontology annotation, biological process: endoplasmic reticulum unfolded protein response. Gene Ontology annotation, molecular function: misfolded protein binding; ubiquitin-specific protease binding. The record is from RefSeq and is a predicted model, not a curated record.